CCAAUAUCGCAUCUCCAAAUCCGAAGACUCACAUGGCAGCAGCAGCAACAACAAUUCAAGAGCGCUGCCAUUGCAUAAAAUGCGCACCUUAAUACCAUCUUCAGUCUCUUCUCUUCAGCAAACAUUCUUCGUCCCACUUAAACCUACUUAUCUCUUUUCUCAUCAUCAUCAUCAUAAUCAUCGUCAUACUCAAUUUAAACCAAAACGUUUUCAUUUCUUCAAAACAUGUUCUUCUUCACUUAAAGAAUCUAAGAAACAAAUCUUACCUAAAACUUCUAAUACUCCACAGAGUUUAGGAAGAUUUGGUAACCCUAAAAAGGAUGAGGAAGAAGACGAUGAAAAGAGUUCUGAUGGUGGGAUUAAUGGGGAUAAUGCACUUAAAGGAACAGUUUUAGCUGGACUUUUACUUGUUGGUGUUAUUGGAGGUUUUGGUACUGUUGGUUAUGUUUAUAAAGAUCAGGUUAAUGCGUUUCUUACGCAGUUUUCCACUUUCAUUGAAGGCUACGGCACAGCAGGAUAUGCCUUAUUUGUGGCUGUUUAUGCUGGACUGGAGGUCCUUGCAAUUCCAGCGAUCCCUUUAACAAUGUCAGCUGGUCUUCUUUUUGGCCCAUUUACCGGCACUAUCCUUGUCUCCAUAAGUGGAACGAUUGCAGCAACUGUGGCUUUUCUCAUUGCCAGGUAUUUUGCUCGUGAUCGAAUUCUUAAAUUGGUUGAGGAAAACAAGAAAUUCCUUGCCAUUGACAAAGCGAUUGGAGAGAAUGGUUUCAAAGUUGUGACUCUUCUUCGUCUGAGCCCUUUGCUUCCAUUUUCUCUCGGGAACUAUCUAUAUGGGUUGACCUCUGUAAAGUUCCUACCAUAUGUCCUGGGCAGUUGGUUGGGGAUGCUUCCUGGAACAUGGGCAUAUGUCAGUGCUGGUGCAUUUGGCCGAGCAAUUAUUCAAGAAGAAUCUGAAGGUGGGUUACCCGGAGGAAAUGGCCAGUUAUUGACUCUAGGCCUGGGACUCUUAGCGACUGCAUUGGCUGCUGCUUAUGUUACGAAACUUGCAAAGGAUGCUAUGAAGGAUAUGGAGUAGAUACCAUAUGCAAGGUUAGCUACCCCAAAACCUAGUUAUGUGGAUACUAGAAUGAUCGACUAUAUAAAACAUAAAGUCAAAUGGCUAAUGGAAUAUCUUGUAAAUGAGUUAACAUCAUUCAAAAGCUUUAUCCAAUAAAAACUGAUCGCUUGUUCAAGUAUAUUAUGGUACUGUCAGUUAUAAUAGGUGUACCAUGAUACAGUGGUAGUGGUUGGUGACUUGUUAACAUUAUGAAAAUUUGUCCAAAAUUAUCUCAAGAUAGGAUUUGCAUAUAAGAAGAAAAAAAUUGUUCUCAUGGCCA
Papaver somniferum (opium poppy) is the source of this 1373-nucleotide messenger RNA. Its product is annotated as TVP38/TMEM64 family membrane protein slr0305-like. Bases 80 to 1072 code for a protein of 330 amino acids. The transcript has 7 exons. Lineage: Eukaryota; Viridiplantae; Streptophyta; Magnoliopsida; Ranunculales; Papaveraceae. The record is from RefSeq and is a predicted model, not a curated record.